CACUUUGUUCCGCAAAUGCCCGGAUGGGCGCGUUGCAUUUGAAUGUUGGGAGUUGACACAGCGCGAGGUGCCUGGAGGAGGAAGAGAGGAGAGGAGAAGGCCGCGCGCCAUUGAUGGGCGAAUAACGUUUGUAGGCCUUUCCUUCCCCAUCCUGCCCUUGUGAAUUGUAUUGCUCACUCUUCUGGGAGAUCUCUUGCUUAGGAAGCUAGCCAGAUAAAAUGUCUAAGGACGAGGACAAAGGGAUCCCCGUGAAGGUGGCCCUGAGGUGCCGCCCGCUUGUUCCUAAAGAGAUCUCAGAGGGGUGCCACGUUUGCUUAUCUUUUGUCCCUGGAGAACAGCAGGUAAUCCUAGGGAAGGACAAACCUUUCACAUAUGAUUAUGUUUUUGACCCUUCUACUGAGCAAGAGGAGGUCUUUAACACUUGCAUCGUUCCCCUCAUAAAGGGAAUUUUUAAAGGAUAUAAUGCUACUGUUUUGGCCUACGGACAGACGGGGUCUGGGAAAACAUAUUCCAUGGGAGGAGCAUAUAUAGCCAGCCAAGAGAACGAUCCCGUCGUCGGAGUCAUACCCCGAGUGAUAAAACUUCUCUUCCAAGAAAUACAAGCGAAAACGGACUGGGACUUUUCCUUGAAAGUCUCUUAUUUAGAGAUCUACAAUGAAGACAUCUUGGAUCUCUUGUCUCCAGCCAAAGACAGGACAUCUCAAAUCAGCAUCCGUGAAGAUCCCAAGGAAGGCAUCAAGAUCGUCGGACUGACAGCAUAUGAGGUGACUAAUGCCCAAGAGACAGUCUCUUGCCUGGAGCAAGGAAAUAACUCCCGAACGGUGGCUGCCACAGCUAUGAACACCCAGUCGUCACGCUCUCAUGCCAUCUUCACCAUGUGCAUUGAGCAGAAAAGCAAGACGGACAUGAACACCAGUUUUCACUGCAAACUGCAUCUGGUAGACCUGGCAGGUUCUGAACGGCAGAAGAAGACCAAAGCAGAAGGUGAUCGACUCCGGGAAGGAAUCAAUAUUAAUAAAGGGCUUCUCUGCCUGGGGAAUGUCAUCAGCGCUCUUGGGGAUGAGACCAAGAAGGGCAGUUUUGUCCCUUAUAGGGAUUCCAAACUAACCCGCCUUUUGCAAGAUUCCUUGGGAGGCAAUAGCCACACUCUGAUGAUUGCCUGCGUGAGUCCAGCUGAUUCUAACAUGGAGGAAACUUUGAAUACCCUUCGCUAUGCUGACAGGGCCAGAAAAAUAAAGAACAAGCCAAUAGUGAAUACUGACCCACAGGCUGCACAGAUCAACCAGUUAAGACAGCAGGUUCAAGAGUUGCAGGUCUUACUGCUACAGGCCCAUGGAGGAACACUCCCAGUUUCUAUUGGUGUCAGUGGAGAGCCCUCAGAAAACUUGCAAUCUCUGAUGGAGAAAAACCACUUCCUUGCAGAGGAGAAUGCAAAACUGAGCCGGAGCCUGAGUGAAGCAGCAACUCAGAUUGCUCAGGUGUUGGAGAGCUACAUUGCGGCGGAGCAGCAGAAUGAAAAGUUGAACACCAAACUUGAACAGCUGCAGCAGCAUCCUGUGGUAAAACUCAACUUGCAGAAGUUACUUGAGACUCUGGAGGACCAAGAAUUAAAACAGCAUGUGGAAUUAUUUUGUCAGCUGCAGGAACUGAUUACUCGCUUGCCGAAUGAAAACACGAAUGGUGAUACCGACAUGGAUACAUCUGACCAGGAUUCUAGUGCUGUUUCGGAAGCUGAUCUGGAAGCACAACGAUCCUCUGAUGAAUACGCGGCCCAGCAUGCUCUUCACCAGGCUCAGAUGUCGAAAGAGCUGCUGGAGCUCAAUAAAGCCCUGGCUAUGAAGGAGGCCCUGGCGAGGAAGAUCUCUCAGAAUGACAGCCAGCUGGCGCCCAUACAAUGCCAAUACCAGAGCAAUAUCAAGAAUUUGGAAGAAGAGGUUUCCAAACUGCAGAAGGAGAAAGAAGAGCUGGUCCUGGCACUUCACAUGUCCAAAAAGGAUGCCAACCAAGCAAAGCUGAGCGAGCGGCGUCGAAAGCGACUUCAGGACCUGGAAGGCGAAAUGACAGAUCUGAAGAAAAAACUGAAAGAGCAGUCAAAGCUCCUGAAGAUGAAAGAGUCCAGCGAGCAGACAGUGCGCAAACUAAACCAAGAGAUUCGGGCAAUGAAAACCCAACGUGUUCAGCUCAUCCGGCAGAUGAAAGAAGACGGUGAAAAAUUCAGACAGUGGAAGCAGCAGAAGGAUAAGGAAGUUAACCAGCUGAAGGAGCGGGAUCGCAAGCGGCAGUAUGAACUGGUCAAAUUGGAGCAAGACUUCCAGAAGCAAGCUAAUGUCCUCAGGCGAAAGGCGGAAGAGGCGGCCGCUGCUAACAAACGCUUGAAGAUUGCUCUGCAGAAACAGCAAGACGCUGCCAGCAAACGGAAAGAGAACUCUAACCGUGGAGUCGAGGGACUUGCUGCCCGUGUGAAGAAUGAUCUUGCGAAUGAAAUUGAGGUCCUUAUUAGUAUUGAAGAGGCUCAGCGCCACCUCAACGACCUCCUAGAAGACCGUAAAAAUUUGGCCAAGGAAAUCUCAUCACUUAAAGAAAAGCGGGACGCAGGGGAGAACCUUCCUUCAAAAUACAAGAGACGCACCUUUUCGUGUAAUGAUGCAGAUAUGAACUAUUCCCUCACCAACCAAAUUCAGAGCCUGGAAACAGAGAUGGAGCUCAGGAGUGCCCAGAUUGCUGAUCUCCAACAGAAACUGCUGGAUGCUGAUGCAGGAGACCGCACCAAGCAUCGCUGGGGGAGCAUCAACACCCUCCCGGAAGCCAAUUGCGCAAUCAAGUACUUGAUUGGUGAGCUUACCUCCUCCAAAGUAGAGUACAGCAAAUUGGAGAACCGCCUCCAGCAGAGCAAAGUCUCAUGCGCCGGCCUGCACAAAAUGCUGGCAGAGAAACAGAAAUCAGCCGCCGAAAUGGAAGCAGAGUACGAAAGCCAGCUAGUCAAGAUGGAGCAGGAGCACCAAGAGAAGGUGCUGUACCUGCUCAGCCAAAUCAACCAUAAAGAAGAAACAGAGAAGCGGUUAGAGAUUUCCAUUUCAGAACCGGAGCAGCAGCUCCUCGAACGGCUUCAAUUCCAGGAUGAAGAACUGUCAAAGAUGAAAGAAGUCUUUGAGAAGAACCAAGCACUUUCUGAAGAGCUUGAAACUGCCAAACAGAAACUGCUGCUGCUUCAAGUGGCCAGUGGCCAGAAGAUCAGGAACAUGCAUCCCUCGCGAACAGAAGAACCGGACUCCCCCUUCGACUACAUCCCACCCAAGCCCAAGACCCGCAGACAAACUACCGCAAAGUCUGCAUUCGGGAUGCCUGAGAAAGAAUCGUCAUCCGAUUCGGAGGAUUUGGGAGGAGACACUGAAGAUGCUGAGUGGGUCCCAGCCAAACUUGCCAAGAAGACCAUUUUGGGGUGCAACUGCAAAGGCCGUUGCAGAAACAAGAAGUGUGGCUGCCGGAAGCAAAAAGUGACCUGCUCUGAGGACUGUCGCUGUGAGGCCGAGGAAUGCCGGAACCGAGACAGCUGUGUCUUGGAAGGGACACUUAUGGAGGGGCCAAUGGGAGACACCAAGGACCUGGACUUCAAUGUGGAAGACCCCACGCUGGUGGCAGCAGGGGACACUUUCUUUGCACCCCCAGCAAUCACUCCCAUCACGAAGGCUUUGGAGAAAGCCCCUGAGGGAGAACCCAUAGAGCCCGAGGCGAAUGACAGCUCCGUCUUCCGCUACCCAAGUGACUUAAAUGCUGGUGGGAACCCAGUGCCGUUGGUGAAGAAGAGGCGGACGCGGGCUCUGAGCAACACCAGCCGGUGGUUCUCCGGCUGCACCCCAAUCAAGGAGGGCUUCUGAGCCAAAGGAAGAGAGAGGACCCUUCGUCCUAGAGUUGACUCAAUCCCAUAGUCAAGGCAGGCCCCGUCUUUUGUUCAUUUUAUAGUGUGUACAUUUUUUUUCUUGAAUAAAUAGAAUUUAAAGCAUAUGAAA
Molecule: messenger RNA, 4007 nt
Organism: Anolis sagrei ordinatus
Lineage: Eukaryota; Metazoa; Chordata; Lepidosauria; Squamata; Anolidae
Source: RefSeq, a predicted model, not a curated record